Lithohypha guttulata is the source of this 855-nucleotide messenger RNA. RefSeq lists its product as uncharacterized. The coding region runs from base 1 to 855 and encodes 284 amino acids. The record is from RefSeq and is a predicted model, not a curated record. NCBI's taxonomy places the organism in Eukaryota, Fungi, Ascomycota, Eurotiomycetes, Chaetothyriales, Trichomeriaceae. The transcript is spliced from 2 exons.
AUGCAAUUACCUGAUCACCUCUUCAGGACCUAUCGCACCUACAAGAUCGAAGAACAGAAUUUCCUAAGGUGGAUCUAUGAAACUGCAUCCCUCUAUGGCCACAAGUUUGAACCCCGUCGUCCAGUCGAACAAGUUCCAAACACUGAAAAGGUUGUUUGUCACGACCAGGCAUACUCAAAGCUCAAGGGUCGAGCAAGGACGCUAGCACGAAAACAGCUCAGGCACCUCCUAAACCCAACCUUAGCACAACCACCGAUGAAGAGGAGCCAGACUCAGAUUCCAGAUUUGGUGCUCAACCAGGUCCAGAAAAUUCUUGAUUUACGCCGAAGUUGCGUUGACUGGUUCCGUAACAACACGCCUCAAAACGACCAUAGAACUCGGUGCCACAAUGACAACCAUGAGUACCUAGUCAGGAUCCUGGAGCAAGCGUUCACGGUCCUGAGCGCCGCAAAUCGCACUAGUAAAACGGCACCAGAUUCCAUGAAACAACUUAGUAUCGACUCCAAAACUACAAAGGUCAAUCUGAUGUUCAAUGGUUCGAGGUAUGCAGCACUCGAACAAAUGGGAGAUAGCUCCGAUGCGACCGACUAUCUUAAGGACAAUCGCAAGAACAUCGAUCUUGACGGAAACGACGAGCCACUUGCAAGCAAGAAAACAGACCCUCGAAUCCAGCAACCAAGCACACCUAGACUAGAUGAAGAUCUGAAGCUGCAAGAGGAGUACAACUUUGCUAGAUUCUGCUUCUACAAAGACGUUCAGCAAAUAGAGGACUUUCUGUUCCUUGAGAUUGUACGAUACGCUCUAGAUGCUGCGAAUUCUAAUGUCCUACCAUUUUUGACGGAUGUUGCGAUCUGA